AUGUCGGCGUCCGCAGGAGCAUUCGGGCGCGGGCCUGGCAGUGCGGUAGACGAUGGCGAGGCGGACACGCCCAAGUUCGCGCUCAAGUCACCAGGCUCGUAUUCGCCUCGAGGCCGCCCGUCCUCAGACUUCUCUGCACUGCUCGGAUCCCCCAUUCUCACCGCCCCGCACUCGUCCUUCCCCUCCGCCUCCUCCGCGUCCGCGUCGUCAGCGCCCGCGGAUCCCGCAGCAGCAGCAGCAGCGCCCGCGGCGGCCGCCAUGGCGCUGCACCAGCCGCUGUGCUUCCCAGGAGCGCAGCCCGUGCAUCCGUCCGAGGACGUGCCGUCCCUCGCCGCCGCGUUCGCCGCAGCCAAGUCUGCACAGGCUGCGGCCUGCAAGUCCCCCGUCGCCUCGCCUCUCUCUUCCCCCAGCCCAUCCCCCUGCCCCACGCCUUCCCGCCGCCGCCUCCCGCCGUUCCCAGAGCCGCCAAUGGCGGCGUGUCUAUUCGACGCCAUGGAUAAGCUUCUCUCUGUCUCCACGGGGGUGGCGGAGCUUGCCGCACCUCCGCCGCCCUCCCUCGCCUCUCUCGCCGCAGCCUCAGAUGCUCCUGCUUCCGGCGCGCUGGGCCCUCUGUGGGCGUCAGGCGCAGGAGGGGGUGGGGGGAAGGGGCUGGGCGGGGGACUGGAGGGGCUCAUGGGCGGUCUCCACCUGCUUGCGGCAACCUCUGGUGGUGCCGCUGCCUCUUCGUCUGGCGCUGGGGGGGGCAUUGGCGCUGGCGGUGGGGGAGGCGGUGGCGGAAGCAGAGGGGCGGGCAGUGGCGGGGCGCAGGCGCGCACGCUGCUAGGCCUGGUGGACCCUCGGGAGGCGGCGACUGCAGUGGCGCCGUCUAAGAGCCGCAGGCAGAUGGAGGCGCUUAGGAAGGCGCGCCAGGCGGGGGGGGGGGGGGGACAGCUGGGGCUGGUCACUGGCGCUGCUGAGAGCAGCGGGGGCGGGCACUUGGGACUGGUUGCGGGCUCGUCAGGCGGUGGUGGUGGCGGCGCAGGGGGAAGGGGCGGGGGAGGCGGAGCAGGGCAUUUGGGUCUCGUGACGAGCUCUGCUAAGGGGGGUGGUGCAGCGGGUCAGCUAGGGCUCGUUUCCCGUUCUCUUGAUAGCAGGGGCGCUACCAGCAAGGUGGCUGCAGGGAGAGGAGGGCGUAGGCAAGGGAAGGCAGGGGCGAGGGGCCACGGUUUAGGGCUGGAAGUGAGGGGGCAGCAGGGAAGGGAUGGCAGCAGGGAGCGAGGCGGUCAGGCGUCGGAGAUGUCGUCGGGCGAAGCAGAGAAUGAGGUGGAUGACAAGGCACGGGCUGAGAGGGAGAGGGAGGAGCGGGAGCGGCGGGUGGUGGAGGAGCAUGGUCGGGCGGUGGCGGCGGUGGAGAGCAUGUCUCAGGCGGACCGAGUGACGUUCGAUGGGCCUCUCGUGGACGGCCUCUCCGCGCCCCUGCAGCUCCCCAGCUUCCACGGCCAAGCCUUGCCCUGGCGCCGCUCCAAGGCGCCCCCGCCCUUUGCUGCCGGCGCACAUGUUGUGCAGGCAAUUUUACAGGCGGAGCGCGAGGAAGCGGAUGGCGCAGGGCCUACUCAAACCAGUGAAGCUAAAGCAGCAGAAGUAACAGCGGGAACAGGGACUCGAGCAGCAGCAGCAGUGGCCGGAGUGCAGGGCGGAAGGGCGAACGUAAAUGAGCCACCAGUUGCGGCGUCAAAAGAGCAAGACUUAAAUUCCGGCUUAGAGACACAGGUUCCUACCAUGAGUCUUGCUGCCGCCUUUGGAGGCCUGGCCUUGGCAUCUCAAGGAGCAGACGUGGGUGAAGGGAGUUUUGGCUUCGGUGGUGGCAGCGGGGGCAGUAGUGGCAGUGGCGAUGAGGGUGGUGAUAGCAUGGGAGGCGGUGAUGGUGGGUUUAUGGGUGCGUUCGACUCUCUAUUUAAUGCGUCGGCUGGUGCUGGCGGCGCAAUGGGCUUGCAAUUGCAACCGCUGCAAGCAUAUCAGGUGGACAAUGCAGGGGAUAAGUCAGAGGAGGCAGGCAAGGCAGCUACCAGGAACGUGAGAUUUGGUCUUUCAGCGGAAGACGAGAACAGGGAGAGAGAGCGGGAGAGGGAGGAGAGGGAGAGGGAGGAGCGGGAGCGGCGGGUGGUGGAGGAGCAUGGUCGGGCGGUGGCGGCGGUGGAGAGCAUGUCUCAGGCGGACCGAGUGACGUUCGAUGGGCCGCUCGUGGACGGCCUCUCCGCGCCCCUGCAGCUCCCCAGCUUCCACGGCCAAGCCCUGCCCUGGCGCCGCUCCAAGGCGCCCCCGCCCUUUGCUGCCGGCGCGCAUGUCGUCAAUGCCAUUCUGCAGGCCCAGCGGGAGGGAGCGGACACCGCAGGGCACAAGGCGGGGGAAGGUGGCAGCCGCGAGCAGAAGAAGAGCUCACCUGAAGUUUCUCCUUCAGCGCGCAAUGCCCAGCCCCUCCCAGGUGCCAAGGCGGCUGAGACAUCCCCUGCACACACAGCAUCUGCGGCAUCGCCUCCUCAGAGCCUAGCAGCCGCGUUUGGAGGGCUGGCAGGGCUGUCCUCCGGAGGAGCCGGGGGAGAAGAGGAAGGCAUGGGGGGCGGCUGGGGGUCCGGUGGGGGAGGCGUUGGGCUGAUGGGGUCGUUUGAUUCGCUGCUCUCUGCGUCCUCUGGUAGCCCUGCUGCAGGAGGGCCCGGGCAGCUUGGUGCUGCUGCAGGAGCACUGGGCCAGCUUCAGCCUCUCUCGCUCUCGCCUCUCUCUCUGCAUGCGUCGCCCUCCGUACCGCGCACCACACCCACGCACCAGUCCGCACCGCAGUCCACCACUCCGUCGCUCCCUCGCGCGCCCAUCCUCUCGCCCUUCUCCGACAAGCCAGCAGCAGCUGAUUCCCUGGAGACGCUGUUUCAGGUGUCGAAGCUGCACGGGGGAAUCUCCCCUUCCAUUGACAACCGCCUCCUGCCCGCCUUCCCAUCGCCACGCAUCCACACCCCCUCACACCUCCCCGCAGGAGUCCCCGCACCUGCCGCAGGGGACCCUGCCAGCGUCACAGACAGCAGUGCAAGGCUGGGAGGAGGAGCAGGGGCCGCUCCUCCCCCCCCAGUCAUCCUUGCACCGUUCUCCAACGUACCGGCUGCAGGCGAUUCUCUGGAGGCGCUUUUCCAGGUGUCCAAGCUGCACGGGGGGUUCUCCCCCUCCGUGGAUAACCGCAAGCUCGCGUCCUUCCCCUCGCCCCCCCUGCACUCGCUUCCCAACCCAACGGCUACUCCACACAAGGUGCCGCCUGGGGGUGGUGCUGCUGCCACCAGCCUGGGCCUCCAGGCAACUGCGCGAAUGGUGUUCCCGCGCUCUACGUCUGCCCCCCCCGCGCAUGCCGCCAUUGAUGCUGCAGCUGAUGCUGCCCUGCUGCAGCUGGACCAGCCGCUGCGCAGAACAGGCUCGGCUGAGCUGCAAUCGCUCUCGCCCACCUCCGCUCACCUGGAUGUGAAGGCGCCUUCUGCGCUCACCUCAUCUGGUUCCAGUUCUCGUGCCCGUGUUUUUGCUGCUCCACUGGGCUUGUCCUCCCCUUCCUCUGGCCCUCUAACCUUCUCCCCGCGUGCCAUGCCAGCCGCCCUCCAGCCUCACCGUGUGAGUACUGCUGAAAAGACAGGGCCCAGAGGGGGGCGGGGCGAGCAGCAAGUGGGGCUUGGGGAGGGGGAGGGCGCGGAGGGGAGUGACGAAGAGGGGGACGUUUCUGAGUGGUGGAUGCGCGCGCCCACUCUGGGCCCUGGCAACUGGGGUAUUGGGGACGAUCCCCGUGCAGCAGCCUCUGCAGGUGCGGCGGGCGCAGGAGAAGGAGGGGGCAGCAGCGUCAAGUUGGAGAAGUUGGUAGAGGAGGAGAGGGAAGAGGUGGACAACAAUGGGGUGGGUGGAGAGGAGGAGAGGGAGGGGGGCGAAGAGGGGCGGGGCAGGAAGGUGCGUGAGCAGGGGGGAAUGAAAAGAGAAGGGGGUAAGGGAGGUGGUGCAGGGGGCAAGGUGGAGGUAGAUGUCGAGCGCAUGAUGGGCAUGCUGCAGCAGCUGCAGUCGCCCCUGGCGGAUGUGCGCGCAGCCCUGGAGGAUGGGGGGCGGGGCGCAGAGGAGUUUGAGGCUGCUGCCAGGGCGCUGGAGGCGGACUUGAGAAGGAGUCACGAGGGUACUGUUGAGAGCAGCACAGGGAGUGCGGGAAGCGGGCGAAGUAAGAGGAAGAAGGACCGGUCGGGUGCGGGUGAGGCCGGUGGGGUGGAGUGGGCGAAGGUGGAUGGGAGGGGCAGUGGUGGGGAUGUGAGCAGGGAGGGUGGUAAGGACGGUGGUAGGGAUGGGUUGAAGGAGAGUGGCAGGCGUAAGAAGGGCAGUGGGAAGGGUGCAGGCGGGGAUGGUGGAUCUGGGAAAGGCAAGGGGGAGUUGGGGGAAGGACAUGGUGGCGGGAAGGCGGGGAGGCACGUGGGUGCUGCAGAAGGGGAGGUGGCACGGGUGCUGGGGGGAAAGGAGGGGAAGGAAGUGCGCGGUAGCAGGGACGGGCGGGAGAAGGAGGGGAAGGGAGGGUAUGAGGGGAAGCAUUCAGAGAGUGUGCUAGGAGGGAGGAAGGCGGGGGGCAAGGCAGCAGAUGAGGGGGAGGAGGAUGAGGAGGACAUGUUUUACGAUGCGAGGGAGGUGGUGAGCUCGCCUGCUUCAGAGGACGACAGAGGCAGUGAGCGAUCCCUCCGGCACAUCAUUGCCAAGGCGGCGUCCCCUGGUGUGCUUCCUGCUGCUGCUGCUGCUGGUGGUGAUGCUGCUGGUGCUGCUGCUGCUGCUGCAGCGGUGGGGGUUGGGGUGGCGGAUGUGGAAGAGAAGGUGGCUGCGAAGCAAGGGAAGGAGGGGAAGAGUGUGUCUGGCGUUGCGAGGACACGCUCGGGGGUGAAGGGCAGGCUUGGGAGUGGUGACAGCAGCAAGGGACGGAGGAAGGAGCACAAGGGCGCGGAGGAGAAGGGAGCACGGGACGAGCUGAAGAGAGGCGGUAGUGGCGUGGCGGCAGCAGGCGGAGGGGAGAGUGCGGCAGUAGAGGGUGAUGCGAGGGGCGGUGGUGAAGUUUGUGGUGGUGGGCGCUUAGAGGGUGCAGGGAAGAGCGGGCAGCACGCAGGUAAGGGAGCAGGGAAGCACGGUUCCGGGGAGAGUUUAGGUGGUGGGAGAAAAGACGAGAAGGAGGCGGAAGCAGGGCAGGAGCGACGCAAGCACAAGGGGAAAGGGAGCAAGAAAGGAGCAGAGGCGGUUUCAACAGGAAAGGCCGAGAAACCAGGCGGCUCUGCUGUAUCGUCACCUGCACCGUCCUCCACAUCUGGUGUCUCUAAAUCCCGUCCAGCCACGAGCAGUGGCGACAGCAACCUGUCCUCACAGCCUGUGUCAUUAUCAAGUGCCCAAGGCCCUCCCCUAGCAUCUGCAUCCAUCCGUCGCACUGUGUCUGACCUCACAGAGGAGAUCAGUGCUCUCAAGGCCGCCACUCUCCUCAUCACCACCCCUGCUGCUGCCGCCGCCGCGGCUGCCGCUGCAGCUGCGGCCGCUGCCAGUGGCGCCUCUGAUUCAGGCGCAGUGAGUAGCAGCGGGGAGAGCGAUGCAUUCAGUGGGGGUGUUGGGGCAGGAGGAGAGGGGCAGGGAGCACAGGGGGCGCAGCUGUCGCAGCUGUUCACUCCUGCAUGCAGCACGGCAGCGGCUCGCAAGGCCCAGCGCACAGCUGCUGCUAUCUCUGCUCUGCGCGAGGCAGCGGCACGGGAAGGCCCUCUGCCUGCUCUCGUCUGUGCCCCCCCCACGCUGCCCUGCGGGGACGCCCCGACGCGGGAGGAGGCAUGGAGACGCCUUGGCAGCAGCAGGUGGAAAGGACAAGACGACUCAGCUCUAGGCACAGACGGCGCGGCUGCUUUCUCAAGUGGCGAUGCAGCGAGCUUCCGGCUGUCAUCCCCUGCGCCCCUGGUGUCCCGUGCAGUGCCGGGCUUUGUGGCGCUCGACUUGCCACCCGCUGCGGGUCCCUUCUCCUCUGCGCCGCACAGUGCCACAGCCAUCUGGCACAUGCUGCAGCUCAACGCCGCGCCGCUGCUGUCAGGCCCGCCCACUGCGCUCAUCUCACAGUCGUGCUCGCUCUCCCCUCUGCACUCGUCCGGGCUGGGCUUGGCUGGUGAGCCGCGGUGGGGGUCGGGCACUUUGAGGAGCAGUGUGGAUGCGCUGCUGCAGCUGGGGCAGGACGGGGGCGACCUCGAAUGGGUAACCGGCAGCACUGCCGUCGCUGGGAAGGGCAGUGCUGCGGAAGGGACUGGUAGUGCCACUGCUGCUGCGGCGGCGGCGGCGGCGGCGGUUGCAGCGUCUCAGCUGAGCCCGUCAGUUCGCAGCCCUCAGGGGGGUGGUGGUGCAGGGGCGGUGGGGCCGUGGAGGAGGCUGGCAGUGCCGAUUCACCAGGUGCCGGGGGACAAGGAGGAUUACGAGGAGGGGCAGGGCCGGCAAAUGGACAGCACGAGCGGGAGAAAGAGCAGAGCAAGGGGCAAAGGGAAGCGCAAGGAGAUGGCUAUUGCGGAGGAGGAGAGUGGGGCGGAGGAGGGCAUGCAGGCAGGUGCAGGGGGCAGCGACAGCAGUGUGGUGUUUGCAGCGCCGUCUGUUUCAGGCCGAGCAGGCAGCAGCAGCAGCAGCAGCAGCAGGAGCAGCAGCAGGAGCAGCUCCAGCAGGCUCCGCCCCAUGAAGACGGCCCCUGCUGGCGCCCUGGCUUCUCUGGCCAGCUUCUUUUCCUCCAAGGCUAAACACACCCGCAGCGGCAGCACAGGCGAGGAUGAUGCCAGUGCUGCUGACAGCGGCGACGCUAGCAGCAGUCGGAGCAAUGGGAGCAGUGGCGUGGAACGAGAAAGUGCUGGGGCAGCAGGAAACGGUGGGAGUGUGUGGGGAGCAGCAGAGGCUGCUGUUCGAGCCACACAUCCCCAUGCACACGCACCUGCUGCCCAAGGUGCCAUGCCUGUGCCUCAUGCCCAUUCCGCCCCCGACGCUGCUGCUGCGUUUUCUGCAAUGUCGUCUCCCAGCAAGUCCCCUCUCGCCCCACCGCAACUGCCUGCACCCGCGCCUGCAGGGGCAGCAGGGCUUGCGGGCGCCCUUGCUGCUGCCUCUGUCGCGGUAGGCACAACUGGGGGAGGCUCAUAUGGUGGCAGGCAUGGUGUGGAAGGGUCCCGUGCAGGAGACAGCAGUCCAGGUGCUCACGACCCCUCCAGCAUUGCUGCUGGCAGUCCCAGCAUCUCUCUGUCCCGCGGCCUCUCCCCUCUCUCCCGCCCUGCCUCCUACGCCUCUGCUGUUUCAAGCACAUCUGGUGCAACCGCUGCAGCAGGUGCAGGGGCGGGUGGAGAUACGGGUUCGGGUCCUAGCGGUGUGGACUCGGUGGGGGCAGCGCUGAGUGGAGGCGAGUCGGAGGCAGACAGUGACAUGGACGUUAUUGAUGAGCAGGCGCUUCUGGCAGCAGCCAAGCGCACAGCAGGCAUCACUUGCUGUGUGCGGCCCCGGGUCUUUGACUGA
Closterium sp. Yama58-4 is the source of this 7524-nucleotide messenger RNA. NCBI's taxonomy places the organism in Eukaryota, Viridiplantae, Streptophyta, Zygnematophyceae, Desmidiales, Closteriaceae. The record is from the annotation of a GenBank genome assembly.